AUGCAGCCGUCCGCCUGCACCUGCCAGUGCUGCGCCUCUUUCGUGUUCGACUGCGUCUCGCUCAAAGAGCCGAGGUACAUCACCCACCUUCAGGCUCUACCUUAGGGUACUCCUGCUUUCGACUGUCCUUGUUGGACACGUUGACUGACUUGGCUACACUGCUACACAGACCCACCCUCGACGUGCCAGCGUCCGAGGUCUGUUUUCCCUUUGCCUGCACCUGCCAGUGCUGCGCCUCUCUCCCGUUCGCCUGCGUCUCGCUCAAAGAGCCGAGGUACAUCACCCCCCUUCAGGCUCUACCUCAGGGUACUCCUGCUUUCGACUGUCCUUGUUGGACACGUUGA
Messenger RNA from Microbotryum saponariae, 344 nucleotides. Lineage: Eukaryota; Fungi; Basidiomycota; Microbotryomycetes; Microbotryales; Microbotryaceae. The record is from the annotation of a GenBank genome assembly.